Molecule: messenger RNA, 2374 nt
Organism: Eleginops maclovinus (Patagonian blennie)
Lineage: Eukaryota; Metazoa; Chordata; Actinopteri; Perciformes; Eleginopidae
Product: inositol hexakisphosphate kinase 2-like
Exons: 5
Coding region: 270-1679 (469 amino acids)
Biological process (GO): phosphatidylinositol phosphate biosynthetic process; inositol phosphate biosynthetic process
Cellular component (GO): nucleus; cytoplasm
Molecular function (GO): inositol hexakisphosphate kinase activity
Source: RefSeq, a predicted model, not a curated record
AGCCUGCUCUCAGCUGUCAAAGAGCAUUCACUCUGAAGUGCAGGCACAAGCAGGAUCUGUGUGUCUGUGUUUGCUUUAUGUGUCACUGCAGCUCUCGCCCAAACCUCCACAUUUUAGAGGACUUUGUGUUCUCAACUACAAGAUCUGCAAUAUAAUUAGCAAAGGAGGAAUUCCAGAUCCUCUGAUACCUGGCUUUUUUCUUUUGAUUCUCUUCUAUUUCCUCCUUCCUGCUUUAAUGCCCACGGUAGUGCGGACAGGGCCAGAGGAGGAUGGGUCCAGCUGUGGACGCUCAGGCAGCAAAAGCCAUGGAUGCAGAGCAAAAGCAGCAGCAGCAGCAGCACCAGCAGAGCUACAUGGAGAAAGGGGUGAUGCUUGAGCCCUUCCUACACCAAGUGGGGGGACACUGCUGUGUGCUGCGCCUCGGGGAGCAGACCAUCUGCAAACCCCUCAUCACACGUGAACAUCAGUUCUACGAGAGUGUGCCUGCUGAAUUGAGGAAGUUUAUCCCACAGUAUAGAGGGGUGGUGUCAGUGAGCUUCGAGGAGGAUGAAGAAGGGAACCUUUGCUUCAUUGCUUACCCACUUCAGAGUGACACAUCGCCUAAUCUGGAAAACAAGGACUCCUCAGCCGACAUUCAUUUGGGGAUGCUUAUAUGGGAGAAAAUGAUAGCCUCCUCGUCGCUUGUGGACAGUGAAAAUUACAGCAAAGAUGGCAGAGGCCGCCUCUCUUGUAACGACAAGGACAAAAGCGUUCAGAGGCUGAAGGAGGAGAUCGAGGUGCUCUGCUACAGACUGGACAGCAGUCACAGUAACGCCGUACCACAGCACAAACACAACCCCUGGACACACACAAGUAAACAUCACCAGCUGCAGAAGUUGGAGCAGAGUGACAUGCACCGCAACCAAUACAAAUUCAUCCUGCUGGAGAACCUGACGUGGCGGCACACGUUACCGUGUGUGUUGGACCUAAAGAUGGGCAUUCAGCAGCAUGGAGACGAUGUCACCGAGGAAAAAAAGGCCAGGAAGAUUUAUAAGUGUCAGCAGAGCACAGUGUCCGUGUUAGGAGUCGUCCUCUCUGGCAUGCAGGUGUACCGGUGUGACACGGGCCAGCUGAUGUUCAUGAACAAGUUCCACGGCCGCAGUCUGACUGUGCCGGGCUUUAAGGAGGCUUUGUUCCAGUUCUUCCACAGCGGACAGCGUCUACGACUUGAACUCCUCUCCCCUGUCAUACGCAGGCUCCGAGAGCUACAAGCCGCCCUGGAAACCUGCGAAUCCUACCGCUUCUACUCCAGCUCCUUGCUCAUUAUCUACGACGGAGCGCCCCAGCCAAAGCACACCGUGGACGGCCUCUCUGAGGAAGAGGAUGAGGACGAGGAGGUGGAACCAGGAAUGGAGGAAGAGAAGAGGGAAGGUGAAGCAGCAGGUGCAUUUGGUUUCCCACGCAGGCCCUCCACAUCUAGCGAUGGCAGCAGCAGGGAUGGGGGCUCAUGUGUCGACCAGGCUAACUCAGAGCCCCGGAGCCCCAUGGUGGAGGUGAGAAUGAUAGACUUUGCCCACACAACCUGUAGCCAUUACCAGGGGGACAGUGUGGUGUACGAGGGCCUGGACAGUGGCUACAUCUUCGGCCUCCAGAACUUGAUCACCAUCAUCUCCGAACUGGAGAACCACAGCACAGACUGACGACACAACACACACACACAUUCAGACACAGAAGCACAGAGGAAAACGAGGAGGACUGCACUACAGAGAGAGAUUUCUCCUCUUGAAAUAACAUCUUAUUGUAGCAGACAUUUUAUUCGAACCACAUCCUGUUUUUGCUCUUGGUGCUCCUCAAUGUUCCUGUUGUAUGUUUCCAUCUUUGGGAGAUGAAAAAGAAAUGCACUUAACAUAGACAAGCCAUCUGUUUGACCGAUGCAGUGAUUUACUUAUUGUCAUAAUUCUGUCUAAUUCGGUCUGGGACAAAAGUUUAUGCAGCAUAAAAAGCAGAUAAGAGUCUCAGGAGAGAAGGAAUGUUUUUGUUAUGUCGGAUCCAAAGAACGCAUCAGCAUUUAGCACAAAAACACUUUAUGAUGAAGAAGGACUUGAAGGGGUGUGUUUGUUGCCUGUUAAUUCUGCCAUCCUCUUUUCCCAGCUCGUCUUCACUCAAAGAGAUUAUUUUAGGUAUAAGGGAAAGAUGAUAUAAAAGUUUUGCAUUAUCUGACAUGUUUCAUAAAAUAAACAGAACGUCUAAAAAAAACAAAAACGUGUACUACAUUCCAUGUUGUUCCAUGUCAUAACAAUAAUACUUAUUAAUAUUGUUACUUGACAUGUUUGGAUACCUCUAUCUUGUAUGUGUGUGGUCUGAAAGGGAAGAAAAUAAAGACUUACUGUCAAUA